Closterium sp. NIES-67 is the source of this 1367-nucleotide messenger RNA. Lineage: Eukaryota; Viridiplantae; Streptophyta; Zygnematophyceae; Desmidiales; Closteriaceae. The record is from the annotation of a GenBank genome assembly.
AGGGUUUUCGGCCUCCCUCCCCCCCUUCCUUUCCUCUCUCUCUCUCUCUCUCUAGUUUCCUCGCUCCGUCUUUUUGGGCGAAUCCAAUUACCACCAUGGCAGACAGGGGCGGAUUUGGGCGCGGAUUCGGCGACCGCGGCGACCGCGGCGGGCGCGGCGACAGGGGCCGCGGGGACAGGGGCCGCGGGCGGCGCAGACGCGCGGACGACAAGGAGGAGGCGUGGGUGCCAGUGACGAAGCUGGGCCGCCUCGUAAAGGAAGGGAAGAUUAAGUCCAUCGAGCACAUUUAUCUCUUCUCGCUGCCGAUUAAGGAGCACCAGAUCGUCGAGGCGUUUCUGCCGACGCUUAAGGACGAGGUGAUGAAGAUCAUGCCGGUCCAGAAGCAGACGCGCGCCGGCCAGCGUACGCGUUUUAAGGCGUUCGUCGUCGUCGGCGACUGCAACGGGCACAUCGGGCUCGGCGUGAAGUGCGCGAAGGAGGUCGCCACCGCCAUCCGCGGCGCGCUCAUCCUCGCGAAGCUCUCCGUGAUUCCCGUGCGACGCGGCUACUGGGGUAACAAGAUCGGAAAGCCGCACACGGUGCCUACUAAGGUCACCGGCAAGUGCGGCUCGGUCACCGUCCGCCUCGUCCCCGCGCCUCGCGGUUCCGGGAUUGUCGCGGCGCGCGUGCCGAAGAAGGUUCUGCAGUUCGCGGGUAUCGAGGACGUCUUUACCUCUUCCCGCGGCUCCACGAAGACUCUCGGAAACUUCGUGAAGGCCACGUUCGCCUGUCUGCUCAACACAUACGCCUUCCUCACUCCGGACCUGUGGCACGCCACCAAGUUCACCAAGACGCCCUUCCAGGAGUUCACUGACUUCCUCGCCAAGCCUCACAAGCUCGCUCUGCCCGUUGCCAUGCCCGAUGCUUUCGACGCCCCCCCUCCCGCUGCCGCCGCUCCGGUUCCUGCCUUCUAGAUGAGGUCGUCAGAUACGAAGGGGCUGGUUUGUAGAAUCAAGGUCCGAAUGCACAUGUUGGAAUGAUGGUGCUUUAAGUACAAGCUUGUCUCUUGAUCUGUCUCCUCCCCCUCUCUCUCUAAACGCACGCCUCAUUCACAAGCUAGAUCACCAAUUUCACCAAGACGCCCUUCCAGGAGUUCAGACUUCCCCGCCAAGCCUCACAAGCUCGCUGUCUGCUGCCAUGCCCAACGACGUUGUGCCACCUGUCGUGGCUUGAUUGGGUACAUUGUUGGUGGGAUUUGGGUGCAAGCAAAGCCGAUGUUUCCUCCCUUAAGGGACACUUGCAGUUCAGUGUUGUUUGGUGGUUGGAACAUGGACGGGGUGAUGUCAAUAGUGUUCAUGAAAAUGUUGCAUUCUUGUGUUGUAUGGUAU